GGUACCAAUUGCGAUGUGAAAAUUUGCUUGCCUUGGCCUAUAAAAACCCCCUUUCUCUCCUCAAAACCCUUCUCUUCUCCAUCUAUUUCAUCACUGUUUCCUCCUUUUUCUUUGGUGGCUUUUCUCUUCUUCUGGGUAAAUCCUUUCCCUGAAAAACCCCCAUUUCCCAGGUUUGAUUUUGGAUCAAAACCCAUUUUCCAUGCUUAGAUUUUGGUGAUCAAUUGAAAGCUGUGGUGAUAAACUGAUAGUCUUCAUGUUUCUGAAUACCCCUCUGUGAAGAAUCAAAAACCAGUCUUUAUGAGUUAUCCAACCCUCUUGCAGAUCUGUUUCCUUCAAUCUUUCUCUGUUGUGCUUCUGUACUGGCUUUAUGUAACCCCAUAAAUCCCCAUUCUGCUUCAUUUGAAUUUCAAUUCCUUGCUAUAAAAUUCAUAUAGUUGUAAAUAUUUUCUUUGUAAGCAUCCAAUUGUGAAGAUUCAAUAAAUCUUCCCUUAACAAUUUUUGAGGGAAAGAGGAAUAAAAAAAUGGGUGGCCCAAGGCAAACUAUUAGCUCUGCAUCUGAAGAAGAUCCUCAGUAUGCGAUGAUGGAUGAGAAGAAAAGGAGAAGGAUGCUGUCAAAUCGGGAAUCGGCCAGGCGGUCUAGAAUGAAGAAGCAGAAGCUUUCAGAGGAUUUGAUCAGUGAAGUGAGCAGACUGCAGAAUUUGAACAAGGAGAUAAAGCAAACAAUUGAUGCCACUACUCAAGGAUAUCAAAACUUUGUGUCUGAGAAUAAUGUUUUGGUGGCUCAAAAGAUGGAGCUGGUGGAUCGGCUGAAUUCUCUGAAUUUUAUACUUCAAAAUGUGCAAGAUGUUUAUGGUGUGCCCCUGGACAUUCCUGAGAUCCCAGAUCCUUUGCUGAAGCCAUGGAGCCUUCCUUGCCCAUUGCAACUUAUCCCGGCUUCUUCAGACAUGUUGCAGUUCUGAAUGAACCCGAAAACAAGCAUUCAGUACUGGGUCAUUUUGGCAGCUUUAAUCUCAUCUUAGAUCGGUUUGUGUCUUGUUCAACUGUCAUCUAUUUUCACAUGUCCUUUUAGAUGUUAGUAUGCUAGUUCCAAAUCUUGAUAAUGGAGUUUGUAAACUUAUGGGUUCCAAUUGUUGUGAUGAUAUCGGAUUUUGAUCACCAUUGGUGACUGUGAUUAUGGUAUGAAUUGUAAACUUUUGGGGUCUUAAUCACUUUGUGAUAAUAUCAGACUGUGGCCACCAUUGACGACUGUGAUUAUGGUAUGAAUUGUUAACUUUUGGGGUCUAA
Molecule: messenger RNA, 1284 nt
Organism: Vitis riparia (riverbank grape)
Lineage: Eukaryota; Viridiplantae; Streptophyta; Magnoliopsida; Vitales; Vitaceae
Product: bZIP transcription factor 53-like
Exons: 2
Coding region: 522-959 (145 amino acids)
Biological process (GO): positive regulation of DNA-templated transcription
Cellular component (GO): nucleus
Molecular function (GO): DNA-binding transcription factor activity; transcription cis-regulatory region binding
Source: RefSeq, a predicted model, not a curated record